Molecule: messenger RNA, 2129 nt
Organism: Exophiala viscosa
Lineage: Eukaryota; Fungi; Ascomycota; Eurotiomycetes; Chaetothyriales; Herpotrichiellaceae
Exons: 2
Coding region: 84-1976 (630 amino acids)
Molecular function (GO): NADP binding; flavin adenine dinucleotide binding; N,N-dimethylaniline monooxygenase activity
Source: RefSeq, a predicted model, not a curated record
AAUUGGGUUGUGGUAGCAGGGUCAACGGACAUUGAUAUUCUUCCCUUUCCAACCUCGUCUUCGACAUCCUCAACACCGUCAAAAUGGCUCCCUACCUCGGAAACACCGGUGAGUUGGCACCGCCGGUCGUUGACGGAGAGGUCCCAGAUGUUCCAAAAGAGCAGACUAUCCCACUGCCCAAAACUGUGCCCCAGACGACCACUACAAAUGGUCAUUCGAGCAUCGAAGGCGGCGCAAAGACGUCAGCACACGACUUCUCGCACCAUGCGAUCCCCAUGAAUCCUCAGUAUGCAUAUACGCCACGAAAAAUCCGGGUUUGCACCAUUGGUGCUGGAUUCUCUGGUCUACUCAUGGCGCAUAAAUUUCAACACCGCUUUUCGGAACUUCAGGAGAUUAUCGACCAUAAAAUCUUUGAAGCCCGAGCAGAUAUUGGCGGAACUUGGUUCGUCAACACGUAUCCAGGAGUCCAAUGCGACGUACCAGCUCACAUAUACGCUUUCCCAUUUGACCCCAAUCCAGAUUGGACAAGGUUUUUCUCAAGUGGUGCUGAGAUCCAGGAUUAUAUCAAACGCACUGCGAAGAAAUGGGACCUCGAACGUGAUGUGUACCUCAACACAAGAGUCGUUGCUGCCACAUGGCAGGAGGACUCGGGUGUGUGGAAGGUCACUGUUGAGCAUGAAGGCCAACAACGAGACGAAUACUGCGAGAUCUUGAUCUCCGGUCAGGGUGUUCUGGUGAACCCAUCGUGGCCCAAGGUCCCAGGCCUUUCCAAUUUCAAAGGACAUGUCACUCACUCCGCCAACUGGGACCAUGACUACGACUAUUCAAACAAGAGGAUUGCUGUCAUUGGCAAUGGCUCAUCCGGCAUUCAAAUUGUUCCUCAAAUGGCCAAGCUACCAGGCAACACUGUGAAAAAUUUCGCCAGAGGCCCCGCCUGGGUCUACUACCGAGUUCCCCCUUCAAAGCAUUUGGGGAGAGAGGUCGACGACGUUAAUCCCACUUACUUCGAAGAGGAGAAGCAGAGAUUCCGGAACCCAGAGCAGCACAAAGAUUACCGCAAAAGCAUCAUUUCGCGAACAAACAAAGCGUUCCGUCUUUUCAUCAAAGGAGAACAAAACACCGAGGUCAUGCGGCUUGCAUCAGAGCAGAUGGCCGAGAAGCUCAAUCACGAUCCUGUCUUAUGCGAACAAUUGAUCCCCAAGUGGGAGCUAGGCUGUCGUCGCGUCACACCAGGUCCUGGAUACCUUGAAUCCUUUACGCAGCCCAAUUGCAGCCUCACGACGAGCCCUAUCACCAAGGUCACUGAGAAGGGCGUUCUCACUGCCGAUGGCCAGGAAUUUGAAUGCGAUGUCGUUAUUUGUGCAACAGGAUUUGACGUCUCCCAUCGUCCUCAAUAUCCCCUGAUCGGACUAAACGGCGCAAAUCUCAGAGAGCGGUGGGCUGACGAGCCGGAAUCGUACCUUUCGAUCGCCACCAACGACUUUCCCAACUACUUCAUGAUGAUGGGACCCAACUGCUUAGGUGGUCACGGAUCAUUGGUCGAGUCUCUCAACUGGACCGGCGACUACUUCGUCAAGAUGAUUAAGAAGAUAGCCACCGAGGACAUCAAGUAUGUCGUCCCCAAGGUCUCAGCUGUUGAUGCUUUCGUCAAGUAUGGUGAUGAGAUCCACAAGACGCUGGUCUGGACUGGUUCGUGCAGUAGCUGGUACAAACGUGGCCGGGUCAAUGGACGAGUCACUGCCUUGUUCGCUGGUGGUGCCGUUUUGUUCAACCGACUCAUCAGCGAGAUCCGUGGCGAAGAUUACGACAUUGUCUACAACAGCGGCAACCCCUUCAAAUUCAUGGGCAAUGGCUUCACUGAAUGGGAGAUGCAGGAAGGCGUCGAUCUGGCAUGGUACGUUGAGGCGGCUGAGCCGGACCCGAUUACCAAGAAAACGCGGCGCAUGAUGGAUGAUUGUGCUUUGGGUGGAUGUUAAGACAAUUUUACGGGCAGGGAGCAUUGCUUAGGUGUUAGGACUCAGCAGAGAAUCUGGUAGCCCACUGACUCGGUCAGGGGUGCUACCCAAGUUCAGUAUGGAUAUUAUGUGUACAAAGAUUUCAAGGCGGUAGUGAGCAACCUUCACACUUGC